CAUAGAGUGAGAAUGGGUAAUGUGAAUGCUCGAGAAGAUGGGAGUGGAAGCCCAUCUGGGGCUGAGGAAGAUGGCGGUGGCAGCGUACAAGAAGAACCCAUGGCGUCUCACGGCCACGUGACGCCCGGUGGUUCGUCGGAGUUGAUGGGCCAGUCUCCUCCUCAUAGCCCUAGGGCCACUCACUCCCCACUCAUGUUCACUCCUCAAGUCCCUGUGGUGCCAUUACAAAGGCCUGAUGAGAGUCACAUCGCGAGCUCCUCGUGGAUGCAAACUAGUUCAGGGUUCGAGGACAUGUCCUAUGAACAAGGAAUUCCAACAAUGAUUACAUGGCCUUAUGGUGGCAAGGAAGUUGCUGUUGAGGGAUCAUGGGACAAUUGGAAGACGAGAGUGCUCCUUCAGAGAUCAGGGAAGGACUUCACCAUUAUGAAAGUGCUUCCAUCUGGUGUAUACCAGUAUAGGUUUGUUGUUGAUGGCCAGUGGAGGUGUGCCCUGGACUUGCCCUGCGCUCAAGACGACUCGGGACACUCCUAUAACAUUUUAGACUUGCAGGAUUAUGUUCCAGAAGACAUUGAGAGCAUAUCUAGUUUUGAACCUCCCCAGUCCCCGGAUUCGAGCUACAGCAACCAACAACUUGGGUCCGAAGAUUUUGCAAAGGAGCCGCCAUUGGUUCCUCCCCACCUUCAAAUGACGCUGCUCAAUGUGCCCGCAACCUACUUGGAGAUUCCGCCGCCUUCAUCAAGACCUCAACAUGUGGUACUCAACCAUCUUUAUAUGCAAAAAGGGAAGAGCAGUGGCCCAUCUGUGGUGGCGCUAGGCACAACACACAGGUUUCUCGCCAAGUAUGUGACGGUCGUGCUCUACAAGUCCUUGCAGAGGGGAAUGUAGGCCAGGUCUAUGCGGAUUGGUUAGAUUUAUUUAUCUAGCUAAUAUAAUUUUAAGAUUUCAAUGGCACUGUAAUGGCUUAUGUAAGCUCAGGAAAGAAUAUAAGAUGAAACUUCGAGAAUAGUAUUUCACAUAAUGCAAUUGCUUCUUGACCAUUGAUCCAUCAAUCUCUUUACCUUUUCGUGGAUAUUUGAUGACUGUAUAUUAGUCGGCUUUUACUCCCCUGAACUUGCUGUGAAAGGAAAGAAAACUUACCGUAAAGGAAUAUGUAAUGGGGCGUAUAUUUACACUUGGAAGGGAAGCAAGAAAGAGUAACUCUACGCAAUCAAAUUGUUAUCAAAUUUGAACUUCAAAUGAUAUCUGGUUGCAUAA
Molecule: messenger RNA, 1254 nt
Organism: Morus notabilis
Lineage: Eukaryota; Viridiplantae; Streptophyta; Magnoliopsida; Rosales; Moraceae
Product: SNF1-related protein kinase regulatory subunit beta-2
Exons: 4
Coding region: 13-885 (290 amino acids)
Molecular function (GO): protein binding
Source: RefSeq, a predicted model, not a curated record